Cornus florida is the source of this 1119-nucleotide messenger RNA. RefSeq lists its product as uncharacterized. The coding region runs from base 1 to 1119 and encodes 372 amino acids. The transcript is spliced from 2 exons. The record is from RefSeq and is a predicted model, not a curated record. Lineage: Eukaryota; Viridiplantae; Streptophyta; Magnoliopsida; Cornales; Cornaceae. Gene Ontology annotation, molecular function: RNA-DNA hybrid ribonuclease activity; nucleic acid binding.
AUGCGUAAUCCUCCGGUUCUGUCUGCUCCAGAGCCGAAUGAGAAACUCUUUCUGUAUCUUGGGGUAUCCAGUAUAGCAACUAGUACCGUUCUGAUCCGUUGCAAAGAGGGCAAGCAGUUCCCGGUGUUUUAUGUUAGCAAAACAAUGUCUGAACCGGAAAGAAGGUACUCUAGGGCCGAACGAAUGAUCUUGUCGCUGGUCAACGCAAAAAGGAAGCUUAGACAUUACUUUGAAUCUCAUCCAAUCGUUGUUUUAACAACUUUCCCUUUGAGAAUAAUCCUGCACAAACCGGACCUAUCGGGGAGAAUGACCAAGUGGGCCAUUGAAUUGAGUUCAUUUGAUAUUGCAUACGAGCCCAGGACGGCAAUCAAAGGUCAAGUGGUGGCGGAUUUCCUACUUGAAUGUGAUGCUAAAGAUGUGGUGGAGGAUUAUAGUUGUUCCUGGUGGAAGCUCUUUGUAGACAGCUCCUCGAAUCAAAUGGGGGCCGGGAUUGGAAUUCAAUUGCGAACACCAAAAGGAACUACGCUGAGCCAAGCGAUAAGACUAGAGUUCAACGCAACCAACAAUGAAGCAGAAUACGAGGCGUUGAUAGCUGGGCUGAAGUUGGCUAAAGAACUGAAGAUCAAGUAUCUGAUUGCUUAUAGUGAUUCACAACUAGUCAUUCGACAAGUCAAUGGGGACUAUGGGGCCAAGGAUAAGACCAUGGAAGCAUACCAAACUGCGGUUCUGCGUGAGGCGAAAGGCUUUGAUCAGAUCAGGGUCAUCCUGGUCGACAUACUGAUCCAACCUUCCCUUUUUGAAGAGCUGCCUAAUCCGACCACUCAACAUGUUAAUGUUAUACCAUAUGAGCCGAGCUGGAUUGAUCCAAUCAUGGCUUUCAUACGUAAUGGUGCACUCCCCGAGCAUAAGGACGAGCCAAGAAAAAUUAGGUCCAACGCGGCAAAGUAUGCCAUUGUGCAUGAUCAGUUGUAUAGACGCUCCUUCUCGGGUCCAUAUUUGAAGUGUGCUACCCCAGCAGAAGCUAGACAGAUUAUGCGAACCAUUCACGAGGGAGUAUGCGAAAAUCAUUCAGGAGGAAGAUCUUUAGCACACAAAGCAAUGACACAGGGGUACUUCUAG